Molecule: messenger RNA, 5149 nt
Organism: Schistosoma rodhaini
Lineage: Eukaryota; Metazoa; Platyhelminthes; Trematoda; Strigeidida; Schistosomatidae
Source: the annotation of a GenBank genome assembly
AUGGAUAGUAAACUUCUUAUAUGACCGCAAACUCAUUGUCUGAAAGUACUGACGAUCCAUUGCUACCAGACAUGGAAGCUCAUCAAGUAGGAGCUGCAAUUUUGUUCAAAUUCUUUUGCUCCAUUGAACUAGAGAGCGCCUUUUUAGUAUUCCUACGUUUCGUCUUAUCAAUGGUUUAUGACUCGUCGUUUCUGCUGACUGUGAAGGAUCGCGUAACAGAUAAACUUAAGACUCUUGGUGCAUUCAUUGAUGAUGAACUUCCGGAUUAUAUUAUGGUUAUGGUUGCAAACAAAAAAAGCGAAAGCGCUAUGGCUAAAGACUUACAGUUGUUCCUGGGUGAACAUACCAAUAAGUUUACUGAAUGGCUCCACCAAACGCUGGAAAACCUGAAAGCUAUGGGUCGUGACUCUAGUGAUGGACGUAGAGAUAAUGAAAGUGUUCGAUCUUCACGAUCAAAGUCUAGGCGACGGAGGGGUCGUAGAUCACGUUCGUCUGAAUCUCGCAGUGGUUCUCCUCCCAAGUCCUUGAAGCGUCCGAGAUCAAGGUCUCCUUUAGGACCAGUUAAGCAUGGUAGAUAUGCUAAUAGUUCUCGCGAGCCCCACGCAGAAGUAGAUGGUAGUGUAAAGGCUGCAGCAGAUGUAUAUAUUUCUGAGGGUAAUGAAUCUUAUCACAUUAAAGAAGAGCGCAAAAUCAUGUCCACUUCUUCCUUAUCCCGAAAAAUAGUUCAAGAAAGUGAAAAUAAUUCGGAAUUAUCGGAUAAAAUGAACAACCUACAAUCAGUUGUUGAAGUGAAAAACUCAGAUAGUCUUAAGCAUGUUAGAACAAAACAAGAGUAUCCUCAACCAUCAAGCUUGCUGCUUAAAAGAGCUGUGAACGAAGCUAAAGCCAGCACAAUGGCAACUGAAUCCAGUUUGCACACUCCGACGAAACGAAAACCAAUCGCUCGACCAAUAGCUUGUUCUGAUGUGUCGUCGUCUUCACAGCCUGAUUCUACAAGGUUUUUCAUUACGUUGUCUGGUGCCGAACCUAAAUCCACACAAAUGAUUUCUCCUCCUAAACUUCGUAAUUCUUCAAGAGUUGGUCGCUUGCGUUCUGUUGGAUACUUCGACCAGACAGAUGUACUGAAUGAUAGAAAACUUCGACUGGGUCCACGCUUGGUAAAUACUAAAUCACUACAUGGGGAAGGUAGAAUAAGUGCUAAACAUCGCCUUGGCCCUGUUAUUCAAUCCAAUGGACGCGUAGUUAGUUUAUCUCGAAGUGAUGAAAAUUUUGACUACAAUUCGGGGAAUGAAUUUGACGAUUUUGUUGAAGGUGACUAUGUAGAAUUAGCAUGUGACGAUGCAUUUGGAAAUGAUGGAAUCGAUGAUGAAAGCCUACAACUCAAAGGAAACUAUGUACCCUUGUCAAAAAUAACUCUAGCUGAUAAAUUAAGUCAACCAACACCUCAGUUAGUGGUGAAUUUGAAUGAAACAGAUGAAGAAGAAGAUGUUACUAGUUUUUCAGCCGGAACUGAUAGGCAGAAGAAAAACAGCUCAAUCAAACAUAAAGAAAAGAUACAAAAUACAGUUGAUAUUACCACAGAAUCGGAAACUCAACCAAAUAUUCCAAGCUCAUUGGAGCGUUGUAAAUUUUGGCCUAAUUGUCGCAAUGGUAGUUCCUGUCCGUACAUUCAUCCCACAGAACCAUGCCAGUUGUUUCCACGAUGUAAAUUUGGAGCAACAUGUACAUUUGUCCAUCCACCAUGUCGUUAUGGGGCAUUAUGUACUCGUCCUGACUGUGCUUUCACACACUCAUCGAAAAAAGUAUUGCCUGUGGUAUCUGCCAACCCAGCUCAAAUAGUAUGCCGUUUCCAAAACAGAUGUACAAAUCCCCACUGUCAAUUUUACCACCCACCUGUUGUUGUUCAAGCCCCUCCAAUCAUUGUUCGAAGUUCAGCUUCAACUGUCCCUGUUUUCAAUAGCCAAAUUCCAUGUCGAUAUGGUUCUGGUUGCACUAAUCGUACUAAAUGUCCUUUCCUUCAUUCUGAUUUACCCUCAGUUGAUCAACUUAAAUGGAUUGCACCUUCCAAGAAACAACAAUCAUCUAAUCCAAUUUCCACAAAGGCAAACUCUACAGAGAAAGCAGUUAAGUCUGUUACCACACUUAAUGAAUAAUGGAUUAGUUGUUAUUAAUGUUAUCGACUAAAGUUUUCUUAAAGACUAUUAGUUAACAAUAUUAUGUUUUGUCAUGCAUUUUGCUGUUUAUUUUUUCAAUUUUAAUAAUAAAUAAUUGGGGGUUCGUAGUGUUUAUAUAUUGUUGAUGGAUUCAAAUAUAAAACAUUAAUAAAGGGAUAUUUGAACUUGAGCUGCAUACUUUUUGCAUGCAUCUGAAAGUUUAUUAAGAGUGCAUUACUUUCUCGUAUUUCUUAGAAUGUAAAAUAAUAUAAAUGUAUGGAGAAAGUGGGUUAAAACUAAGAUAAUAAAAUGCAUAUAAAGUUUUUUAUCGAUAGUAUCUCAUGUUCUCAGUCAAUAAUUUAUGAUAGCUCUGGGUUGUUGUUACAGUAAAUUGUCUUACACAACAUAAUUUGCUGAAGAUUUUUAUCUGGUCUAGCAGUACUCGUGGAUGCAGUAUGUAUAAAUACUCAACAAUUAUUUGCAAUACCGUUGAUCCAUUUACAUCACAACAAAGUAUUUUCAUACUUAAUUUUAAUCUUACCACUAAUAUUCUACGCUGUAAAUGUUAAUCAUAAUACAAUCUAGUGUUAAUAACUAUGAGGGCUUAUACCAAGUCACAUAACAAUAGAACAAAACAACCUGUCCGAAUAUGUUUUAUUUUGUGGAAUAAUUAGCAAUUAUAUCCAAAUAUAAGUAGUAUAUAUCUAUACACCUAGUAUUAUUAUUAGUAGUAGUAGGAAUAGUUUGUUUAUUAACAAAUUCAUCGAAAGACAAUGUACAUACAGACAGUAACAACAACAAGACAGAGGUAAGAAACAAAGAAAGAAAAUGAAAAAGAAAGAUCCAGCCACUUUAAAAAAAUGGCCCAGUUUCCGAGGGAAAGGUUAUUCGUAAUAUUUGAUGUUUCUCUUUUACUCUAUCUCUUAGUAAAGACAACAUAAAUAAGAGAAAAACAAAACAAUUAUAUCAAUUGAAAAAGAGAGAAAUGAAUUGACAAGAUAGAGAAGUUCUGUUUUUUUUUAAAGAAAAGUGGAAUAAGUGUGAUCAUGGAAGUCACACAACAUGUGAAUAAUACGUAACAUUCGUUAUUUAUCUAUUUCUGAGUUGUUGUUAUUGUUUGUUUUUUUCAUUAACAAUGCAUAAUCUAUCUAUCUACUCAUAAAUGAAUACUAGUAUUAGUUAUUGUAGAAAAAGAAUCUUCACAUUAAAAACAAAUACAGUAAUUAUCCAUUACAAGUUCGAAACAUGCACACACACAUGAAAGCAAAGGAAUUGAAAGAAUAUGUAGAAUCCUGUUGAAAGUUUACAUACAAAACAACAAACAAAAUAUGGCCAAUAAAAUAUUUUCUUUCUCAUAAAUGUAAAUUACAAUUAUAAUACUAGACGAAAAAAAAAUUACAACAAUAGUAAUCACAAGAAUGACAAAAUGGUAACUUUCGAGUUAUCUAUCAGAUUGUGUUUGUCUUUGCUUUAGUCAUACAAAAUAAUUCCUCUAAAUGUUUAUAAAUGAAAAUAUGUGUGUGUGUGUGCAUGUGUAGACAGGGCAGUUAUUAGUUGUAUUGUAAACACCGUGUGCACUUUCAACAUACGUACGCAUGAAUUUGAUCCCUGUUUUCUUUUAUUGAUUAGUAUUAUUAUUAUCAUCAUUGUUUACAAUUUUAAUAAACAUACAAUCUAACAGUAAAUAGUACAGUCUAGUUGUUAAAGGUGAUUUGUCAACAAAAUAAAAAUGACCGUAAAUAUUUUCAAUAUUAUAAUUAUUAUUCAGACAACAUUCUAAAUGAAACAUAGAAAGUACUAGUGUUUUUUCUUUUAAUUCAAAUGUGAGUAGAAAAAAAUGUUUAUUGCACAGAACACAUUCAAACUAUAUGAUGUAAACAUAUACGUAUAUAUAUACGAGUGCGUAAACAACCGUAAAUUGUGUACACACAUAUGUAACAAAAAAAAUUCGAUAGUUUAAACGAACGGAAGUAAUAAAGAUAGCGAGUUAUAUCACAGACAUAAUACUUUUCAACUCGAAGAUUCAUACGUAUUAUACGAAUACCGAGCAUUUAUAUCAAUCACAUAACGGUGGAAAAUAAUUAUCAGAAGAGUGUAUAUAUGAGAAGAAGAGGUGAGGGAAUAAAUUGUACAACAAUCUGUUGUUUGACAAAAAAAGAUGGUCGGCUUCUAGUUUGGGAAAUGCUGACGAAACUCAUUGACUAGUUACUUGAAAUUAAUAAAAUUGAUAUAGAUCAAUUACAUUAGUACAAUAAAUUUUUCGUUGAUAUCCACUAUAUACUACUAGUCACAAUACAUAAUUAGUGAUAACAGUAUGCAAACGUUUACAAAACUAUGUUUGGUGAGUGUAUAUGUGAUUAGUGGAGUGAGCAGUUGAAAUUUGUAAUAAUAAGAAAUUUAACUUUAUCAACACAGAAAUAAAGAUUAGAAUAAUGAUGAUAACAUUAAGAGUACUGUGUUUUUGGUCUUAAUCAAUUUUGAGACACUGACAACAGUACUAAUGUAAUUUAUGUCAUGAACACUAGAAUGAUACAUUGAAGAAAAUAGUAUAAACACCUGUCACAUCACAACACAGAUAAGAAGAAAAAGACGACGGAAGUGUUCACCCUGAGGAAUAAUAAUAAAUAGAACAAUGAUAUGAGCAAAUAAACGAACACCAAAACAACUGAAAUCUGUUUAUGCAGUAAAAUCGAUCAGAAAGAAAUGCUUGUUUCUAUUGUUAUUGAAUGAGAAUUUAGAUGACAGUUGCACGUUUCAAAGCUAAAAGAUCUUCUUCAUAUUUGCGGAUAAAUUCUUCACGUUCCUGGCGAGAGUGUAAAGGAAAAAAGUGUAUAAGAUAAAUAUAGAUUGUAUAGAAGAAGCAUGACUGUCUUUUAGUUAAUACACUAAAAGUGUUUACUUCAAAAUUGCUUUUAUUUUAAACGUGUCCGUAAUAUCAAACUUUCUUCCGAUAGUGUAAUAAUAAGACGAAUAUUAUUAGAACUAUAUGAUAUAUU